AUGAGACGUACCGAAACAAUUCGGCCAAAAGAUCGCAAAUAUGAGGCGUUGGUGCGACACUGGUUGAUUUUCAAGCAAUUUGUAGUACUGAGACGUCGCCUGCUAUUCCGUACAUAUGUGCUUACACCUCUGGGUGUGAUAUUAGUGAUGGCUUUACUAUAUGGGGUCGACCGAUUGAUUAAAAACUGUAUCAAGAUUACUUUCCCGGCAAGUGUGGCAGUCAUGUUGAUAAAUUUUGCCUUUAUGUGCAUACUAGCAUCGUUCAGGAGACCGUACAUUGAUUUUUACCUUAAUGUUAUUGAUGUCCCAUUAAGUUGGGCACUUCGAUGGAUGAACGUUUUCUUUACCCCAGCAUUUGUUACUCUACCAUUGAGUCCUUGGAUAUCAUAUAAGGAGGCUUUACUAAUAGUCGCGGUCUUUGUGAUAGGAUACCUGAUAUCUUUUGCCUUGCUUUCAUACAUCACCAUGCUGGGGCAAAAGGUGACGAGAUCUUUUAAAUUGAAGUCGAUCUUUGUCCGACAAGAUGAAUUACAUAAUGGGAUGCAGGAAGGUUCCAGUUUUGCCCCACCAUCUACUCACAAGCGGAGCAGUAGUACGUCUAGUGAUAUUGGGGAAGAAGAACCCGUAAACGGCAAUGAAUCGACUAACUCUUCUAUUCGAAUUUUUUACGCGGAAUCUGAUGAGAUGGAACCACACGAUCCACUGCUCGAUUUGGCUAACAACUCUGGCAUAUCACUUUCACAGCUCAAUUCAAGAGCUACUUCAGGACUCCACUCCAUUGUAUCUCCGAAGCACCUACCUAGUGACACUAUUGAGCCAGGCGAAGAGGCUAUUGAGAUUGGACCAUCACGUAGAACAGUGACUAACGGCCCUUCGCAAAAUCAUCACAUUUCGAAUGGUACUUUUUUAAGGAAAUUGAAACCAGUAAUACACAAAAAUCCGGAGGUUCACUCAGCAAUGACGGUAAGUUCAUCAGAAAGCCCCAAUAUCUGCCAGCGUGCGAUCACCAGACAGUACUCAAAACAAAUCGAUCUUUAUUUUUCGAUCAGUAUGUGGGAUGCUCAUUUGCACCAUAUCCUUUAUGGACUUGGAUUUUUCGCAACCAUUUUCACAUACUAUUUCCAAUGGUACACUACGCCAUUCCAUUUGUUCACAGCCGUUUGCAUGUUUAUGAUAGUGACAGAUUCUGAAUACAUUGUUAAUCGUCCCAAACUGAAAAAGUUCGCGCAUCCAGUCAUUUGUUCAAUGGCAUUAACCUGGAUUGUCAUGCUAAUUUCUGUCAUGAUCAAACAUAGGAAAGUGGUUUACUUUCUGCGAGAGCUCAGGAGCUAUAAGACUGGCCGCAAUUAUCUACGCUUGUUUGACAAUGACAACUACGGCUACCACCAGUGGCCAGGUGCUGGUGACAUCUUUUCAAGUUGCAUGGACGUUUCGAUCGUCGGGCUAUCGUUACCAAUGUAUACCUAUCGCAAAGAUCUGAAAAGGCAUUUUUUCAGCAUGGUACCGCCAAUUCUAAUAUUCACAGCAGCUACCUUGUUUCUCAACCCAUUGAUUUGUUACAAGAUUGGAAUAUCGUCGAAGCGAGCUAUCGGAUUUGCAGGUCGAAGUGUCACUUUAGCCCUCGGGACUCCACUGAUAGCUAAUCUAGACGGCGAUCAAACCGUCAUGGCUGUCACAACCGUAAUGAGUGGGGUCAUAGGUGCCCUAACAGGAGGACGCAUGUUCGACUUCAUCAGGGUCCCAGAAGAUGACUACGUAACAAGAGGUCUCGCACUGGGCUGCAAUUGUGGCGCAAUUGCCACUGCGUAUCUACUGGGAGUUGACAGAAGAGCAGCUGCCAUUAGUUCGCUUUCUUUUGUCUGCUACGGUGCGCUCAUGGUCAUUCUCAGUGCCAUCGGCCCCAUCAAGCAUUUCGUGCACCAAUUGGUUGGCUUAAACUAA
Torulaspora delbrueckii is the source of this 1941-nucleotide messenger RNA. Its product is annotated as LrgB family protein. NCBI's taxonomy places the organism in Eukaryota, Fungi, Ascomycota, Saccharomycetes, Saccharomycetales, Saccharomycetaceae. The transcript has a single exon. The coding region runs from base 1 to 1941 and encodes 646 amino acids. The record is from RefSeq and is a predicted model, not a curated record.